Molecule: messenger RNA, 622 nt
Organism: Clunio marinus
Lineage: Eukaryota; Metazoa; Arthropoda; Insecta; Diptera; Chironomidae
Source: the annotation of a GenBank genome assembly
AUGAAGAAAUAUCAAAGCCUUGGUGACGAAAAUGCGGGACUUGUGGUGCCAUGGUUAAUUGGAAUUUUGACUUUCAUGAGUUUUGAAGCUCUCGCACUCGUCUAUGCGAAUGUACUGAAAGAUCAAAUUCUAGGCUCACUCGCAAUGUGGGCUGUUAUGAAAUUCUAUCACAUGCUUCGUUCAGGCAUUUCUUGGAAAAUAAAUGAGACAAUUAUUGAGCUCUGACACAGUUCAUACGACAUGAAAACCUCAACAACGCACUCCUACUGUGACGAUGACACGCAAAAUGAAAACGACAUCCUUAAUAUUGAUGCGAACAAGAAUGAAACUUAUCUGAUCGAUAGCAAUAGUCAUUGUCGAAGAAGAAAUGCUAAAGUCGUUGAUAACGAGGAUGACUGUGAUAGUUUGUCAGAUAAUGAAGACGACUCAGAUUGCGAACGUCACAUUGGCGACGGUUUCAACGAGAACGACACGUUUCUAAAAGCAUACGAUGCGAAAACAAUAUCAUCGGUGUGACAAUAAAACGAUUUUUAAGCAUCACACAAUGAGAAAGUUUGAAUUACAAAUUUAAAAUAAUGUUUGUCGUCAGUCGCAACUCUCAUCUCUUAUCUCGUAUCGGAUU